This is a messenger RNA of Rangifer tarandus platyrhynchus (Svalbard reindeer), 1512 nucleotides long. The record is from the annotation of a GenBank genome assembly. Lineage: Eukaryota; Metazoa; Chordata; Mammalia; Artiodactyla; Cervidae.
AUGUCUCAAAAGCAGAUGAAAGAAGCUUUUGUCAGUAACCAGAAUGGAACAAGCGUGCUGGAAAUCACCGAGGGCUUGUGCCUGCCUGCACUCUGUAUCCUGUGUAGAGGCCUCCUGAUCAUUCUCUCACAGCACUUCUGUUCUUCUUCACAUAACUCGAGGACUCGAUUCUUGGUUGACUUUGCUUUCCUGAUAGUUCCCCUGGUCACCACUUUGACCAUUUUCUCUUCAUUUGUCCUCCUCCAGUAUCCUGUUGCAAUUAUCCUUGGGGCAGGACUGCUCUAUGAAAUAUACUGCAGAAGAACUUGCUAUGUCAGAAUGCCUUUCCACAAAAUCUGUGAAAAAUUCUUGAAAGUCAGUCUAGAAUCAGAAUACAUUCCAGCCAUCUCCUGUUUCCGUGUCGUUAACAGUGCCUUUACUGCUGUUGCCAUUUUGGCUGUGGACUUCCCACUAUUUCCCAGAAGAUAUGCCAAAACCGAGCUCUACGGGACAGGAGCAAUGGAUUAUGGAGUAGGGGGCUUUAUUUUUGGGUCUGCAAUGGUUUCUCCAGAGGUUAGGAGAAAAUAUACAAAAGGCUCCAGACUUUGUUACCUUACAAAGUCACUGUACUCUGUUUGGCCAUUAGUUUUCCUAGGAAUGGGGCGAUUAGUUGCUAUAAAAUCCAUAGACUAUCAGGAACAUUUAAGUGAGUAUGGUGUUCACUGGAACUUUUUCUUUACCUUAAUAGUUGUGAAACUGAUAACAUCACUGCUUUUGAUUAUGUUUCCCCUAAAUAAAUCCUGGAUUGUGGCCAUCAGCAUUACUGCAUUAUACCAGCUAGCCCUUGAUUUUACCCCCCUGAAAAGUUUAAUUUUGUAUGGCACUGAUGGCAGUGGCACAAGGGUUGGUUUAUUAAAUGCCAACCGAGAAGGAAUCAUCUCUACCUUGGGGUACGUGGCAAUACAUAUGGCUGGUGUUCAAACAGGGUUAUAUGUACUUAAGAGAAGGUCACAGAUCAAAGACUGGAUAAAAGUAGCAUACUGUAUUCUACUGACAGCUAUUGGCCUCUUCAUUUCUCUUUACAUAGUUCAGGUAAAUGUAGAAGUAGCAUCUCGAAGAAUGGCCAAUUUAGCUUUUUGUAUUUGGAUAGUUGCUUCUUGCCUGAUCCUUCUUAGUAGUUUAUUACUGGGUGAUAUAAUUUUGAGUUUUGCCAAAUUUGUAAUUAAAGAGGCAGCAGUACCAUGUUCUUGGAAACUUACCCAGUCACCCACUGCAAAUAAAAAGCAUCUGGAAUCCAUAGUCUCCGAAGCCAAAAGAAAGGAACCUACUCUCUGUUUAAUCACAGCAAUGAACAGAAACCAGUUACUUUUUUUUUUGCUGUCAAAUGUAACAACUGGUCUAGUCAACCUUUCAGUAGAUACAUUACACAGCAGUACCCCAUGGGCCUUUUGCCUGCUCAAUCUCUACAUGUUUACCAACUGCUUAAUUAUAUAUGUGCUACACUUGCAAGAUAAAACAAUAAAAUUUUGGUGA